Molecule: messenger RNA, 1985 nt
Organism: Zingiber officinale
Lineage: Eukaryota; Viridiplantae; Streptophyta; Magnoliopsida; Zingiberales; Zingiberaceae
Product: putative WEB family protein At1g65010, chloroplastic
Exons: 3
Coding region: 264-1736 (490 amino acids)
Source: RefSeq, a predicted model, not a curated record
ACCUCGCGGGAGUCGAAGAAGAAUCCAACGCGCGGAUGGUGGACUCGACCGCUUCAACCUCCCUUUCUGCCUCGGCGCCUCCAACCCCACGCCAUUUACUCGUUCCUCGCUUGUUUUCUUUUUGAACUUCUUCUUCGGCUUCUCCUUCAGCCAACGGCGUCGUGAAGCGACUGGAGGGCUCGCUUCUCUUGAAAAGCUUUCUGCUUUAGGAGCUCCGAGGAACACACGCUCGUUUUGCGACCAACUGCCAAGUGCUCUUCCAAAUGGAAUCUCAAUCCAAAACAACCGAGGGACCUUCUUCCUCAUUGGAUUCAUCAGACCCAGGAUCAUUUAACAAGACAGCUCAUUCAUUAUCUAAACAACGUCCGAGAUCUUCUGAUCUGCAACAACAAUUAAAAAAGCUUCAGGAAGAACUGAGGAAGGAGAAAGAGGAGAAAUCCCGAGUAAUGCAACAACUUACCUCUCUGAAAAAGAACCCUGCGUCUGAAGGAUUCACAGAUGAAAGUAAGUCAAUAGUGGAGUCUCUAGAGAAAGAAGUUCAGAAAGCGAAGGAAUCAGAAAGAAAAUUGCAUGGAUCGCUCGCGUCCCAGACAAAGCUCCUUGAGCAGAUAAAUAUCUCUCUGGAAGAGGCCAAACUCGAGAACAAGUUUCUGCGAGAGAACAGCAAGAGCUUGGAGAGUUCUAGACGGUUUGGCAGCCGAAGCCUUAGAAACAUUGAGAAGCAUUUGUUUGGGAAUGAUCUUGUGCGCAUUGGCUCUGCGGAAGAAGACAUUAGAACACUAAGGAACGAGCUUAGGUUAAGCACAGAAGCAGAAGAGAAAAGCAAGACAGCGAUGGAUGGUUUAGCAUCCGUCCUGAAAGAAGUAACAACAGAAUCCAAUCAGGUGAAGGGAAAACUCAAAUCAACCGAAUCUGAGCUGGAGAAAGCAAGAGGUGAAGCAGAAGACUUAAAGGCGCAAUUAAGGAGCAUGGAAGAAAAAUUUGAAGCAGCAUCCGAAGAAUCUGAAAGGCUCAAGUAUGAAUUGGAGGAAUCUUCCACUGCUUGGGGUGAGAAAGAGAAUUGCUUCAUAAACUGUAUCAAAAUGUCCGAAGAGGAGAUCACUGAGUUAAAAGCAGACAACAAUAAGUUGUUCCGAUCACAAAGAUCGGCCAGGGAAGAGAAUUUCAAUCUGAGGGAUAUUCUAAAGCAGGCUGUAAAUGAAGCCAGCAUCGUCAAAGAAUCCCUGGAGAUUGUUAGGAAAGACAACACUGAGCUAAAAGAUCUUUUAUCUCAGAAGGAAAAAGAAUUGCAGGGACUAAAACAAGAAUAUGAAUGCUUAAAGGUCAGUGAAGCUGCAGCAACAGAUAGUGUCAAGGAGCUGAAGAGCUUGCUUGCUGCAACAUCCACAAUGGUCUCGAGCAUGGGAGCCCCAUCCAACGAGAGUGAACCCUUUGCGAUAAGUGAUGGCGAUGCCGGUAAACUUUUAGCGAAGUUUUCAUCGGAAAGAUGGCCUGGACAUAGUAAACAAUUGCAACAUGGUCCUAGGCACUCAAUAGGUGAACCUGGGAAGCUCAGGACAUAUGAAAUUAAGGUUGCUUCCUCAAUUGUUUCUGACUACGAGCAGUCAGUAAACCAUGAUGUUUUUGAUCGUAUAGAUGCAAGUCAUUUGGAUGAUACUGAGCAACCUGCUGUAAAUCAGAAAAAGAAGACAUUUCUUCGGAGAUUCGGAGAGAGUUUUAGAAGAAAAAGAAGUUAAAUGUAGAAUUCGUCACGGGUAGUUCUUUGGUGACUAAAUUCUGAGAUCCUCUUCCUCUUCGUGUCAAUCUGCAAACUUCUAACCAUGCAACACGGUUGAAGCAUCACUUUGUAUAAUGUAAGUUCGAAAUUGAUCAAGUUUAAGAAAAAUAGGGAUCAAAUGAAACAUUGAAGAUCUUUUAGUUUUAAAACUCGAGAUUCAAUUUGAUCCACUGUUUUUUUAACCUGAGAUUGGACGUCGAGUAAUUAU